AGUAUAGAUUAAUGUACAAUAGUUUAGAUGUUUAGUCGAAAUGAUAACUUUUUUAUGCUAUGUGUUUGCAUUGAUGAUAACAUCAUCGUUGCAAUCAAAUUAUGGUUACAGUGGUUAUAAUUUAUCGCCAAAUUUGGCUCUAAAUAACUUCUAUUACUAUUAUCCCGAAAGAAAUUAUCAAAACGUAUUCUCGACUAUCGAUAACUAUAACAAUGAUUAUGCAUAUACCGGAUACAUACCAUCCUAUCAAUUAUCUCCAAUUUACAACACCUAUCCAUUGAUUAAUCCACAUCCAACUGUUGCGCCACCGCUAUGGUCGGGAAAAAAACCAACAGGACUGGUAGGCGGCAAACGGAUCACCACUAUUGGCAGCGUUUGGCCACCACGUCGUGAAUGGGGAUCUAAUAUACCGCCAGUCAUUGCCGCUACUCCUAAACCACCGAUAGAAAGGUGCAGAUGUAAACCACCCGAAGGAAUUGGAUCUGAAACGGAUAUGAAGACUAAAACGACGACAACCACUGAAAAGCCUGAUAUCACAACUGCAACGGACGUCAAGGAUAGUGAAAGUGACGAUGAAAUGAAUGAUAAUAAAGAUGAAGAAUAA
Molecule: messenger RNA, 604 nt
Organism: Oppia nitens
Lineage: Eukaryota; Metazoa; Arthropoda; Arachnida; Sarcoptiformes; Oppiidae
Exons: 2
Coding region: 41-604 (187 amino acids)
Source: RefSeq, a predicted model, not a curated record